AUGAAAUGCUGUGAGCUGGUUGAGAGCCGAAAGAGUCGACUCACACUGGAGGCUGCCAUUGAUUUCAAGUCCCUUCGAGCCAAGUUUCAAGAGAGCAACCAGCUGAAAGACAGGCCUGUAGUUCUGGACAAACCGAAACGUUUCCCUCCGUUAGCAAGUCGUGCCAAUUCCUUAACUUAUUCAUCUACUGAGGACAAAAUUCUUACCAACUUAAGAGACGAACAGAAGUUGCUAUCAGGGAAAUGGCCCAAUGCUGCCCCAUCUUGCUACUGUCCACCUGACACGAACGGCAUUGGAAGUGAUGUUAGAAGACGCUCGCUCAAAGAUCGUCACUUGCCCCUUGUGCUGCCGGCUUCGUCUUCAUCUACCUCUUCUUCUAACAUUCUAAAGCAGGAAGCCACCUCUUCCUCCAAGCUGGUAACGUCACCAAUUAAGUGCAAAAAGAAGGUCAUGCCUACACCGUUCAAACCCGCCAAGUUUUCCAAGUCCAUUAAGGACAUUCUGAAUAAUGCCGAACAUCCUGAAAGCAGCAAGCCACAGUCUGAACGCUACGCUAUGGAGAACGGAGUCAGCCCUCAAAAUGGUGGUUCACACUCGGGGUCAUCCUGUCCCAGCCCAGAUCAGCCAUCAUCACCAUCGCCUACAGGUGAAGAUCAAUCUAAUGGGGGUAGCUUUCCUUAUGUCCUCAGCACUCUGGAAAGAGCCAAGAAAAAGUUCUCGCCCAAGAACCUUCUGGUCUAUACCCGACCCAAGAGCUUUUACUCCAGUAAAGAAUCAUCAGAGAGCCCUUCCCCUCCUGCAGAGUAUGGAAACUUUCAUACAGAAUCUUUGUCCGUGACAUCAGGAUAUCAAGCUGAUAACUCUCCAACGCGAAAUCUACCUCAAACCAAUGGUAUAGAUCAUAGACCUGUUUUGCACCUGAAUGGUGAUAUGAAGCCAGUACAGCCUGGUGCUUGUGCUCCUCCUCUGAUUAAAGUCUUGCCAAAUGUGACAUCAUUAGCCCCCCUGCCUAAGAAACCAGCAAGGCCACCACAUGUCGAUUUGAGUGCUUACAGGACCCAGAAGCUGGAGAAAACAGCUAAAAAAGCCUCCACAAAUCUGGUUUCUGGAUCAGGCAGUGGUGGUCCUGAAGUUGUGGCUCCUGAGAAUGUGCCAGUGCCUCCACCUCCUCAGUUUGAUGUCCCUCACUUUCAAGAUUUUGCGAGUUCUGUGUUGGAAACAAUAAACCCCAAUUUAAUCACUGUUUCUAGUCUGGAGACGGAAGCCACAGACUUAAGUGCCACCCCUCCAGGACCUGAAGAUAAAGUCCAGAUGCAUGGUACAGGUCCUGCAGAGCCUGGAGAUUGGAAUCUGCAGGGAUCCAGUUUAGGGCAUAUGCCUGAUUCACAAUCGAUCACGGCACUUGAAGCUCAGCUCAUGGAAGCUGUGACUUCUGAGAUCACAAUGCACUGCCCUCAGAACCUACUGACUGAUUCCUACGUUAGCAAUGAACUUCCAUCAGAACCAAGCAUCAUCCAUCGGGAUGAUAAUUACGAAGGCUGUGAAAACGUCUAUGAAGAGGUGGAGGCAAUCAGCCGGUUUAAUUUUGGUCAUUCCUCCCGUAAACGGAAAGAAACUCCAAAGAAUCCCUAUGCUGAAUCACCUGGGAAGGAGGAAAACCGCAAGAGUGUAUGGCAUGUUGCACAGGGGAUGAGCAUGAAUACAGAAGCCAGUAAUAUGACUCCACCUGUCUGGGAUAGAUGCGUACCCUUUCAUAGUGCUGCAUCUGUCAGAAAGGAUCGCUUGAGCCCUGACCACCAGGAAGAGAAAGAGGCGCGGAAGAGAGAGAAGCAGCGUCUGGAGCGAGAGAAGAAGGAGCAGAAGGAGAAGGAGAAAAGGGAAAAUGAGAUGAAAAAGAAGUUCAAAAUCACCGGAGAGGAGGAGCCCAUGUAUCAUGCUCGUGUGCUGCUGGCUAGCAAACUGCGUAAACAUGAUCUGCAGGUGAAGAGCGGAGACACGGUCAGCAUCAUCCGCACCACCAACUGCCCCAAGGGCAAAUGGUUGGCCAGGGACUCGCAGAACAAGUAUGGUUAUAUUUCAGUGAUGAAUGUGGAGUUAAAUAUGAAGGAGAUGAUGGAGUUGGGGAAACGAGCCUCGCAGGCUAUUGGAAGAGGACACGGCGAGGGUGACACACUCAGUCUCAGCAGCAGGUCUUCAUAUUACAACCCUGUUCUCACAAGCAGCUUCACUGAUGAUAGUGAGGAGUGGAGCGGGGAUGAAGAAACCAUGUCUCAUUCAGUAGAAAACAUGAGUUCAAACAGAGCAGUCUCGAUGCCUGACAUGUUUAAGGCUAUUGCCUGCAAUCGCCAAGCACGGAGCGACGGCAGUGUGGAGGACGUUCCCUCACAGUAA
This is a messenger RNA of Clarias gariepinus (North African catfish), 2391 nucleotides long. RefSeq lists its product as uncharacterized. The record is from RefSeq and is a predicted model, not a curated record. Lineage: Eukaryota; Metazoa; Chordata; Actinopteri; Siluriformes; Clariidae. Gene Ontology annotation, cellular component: plasma membrane. Bases 1 to 2391 code for a protein of 796 amino acids. Gene Ontology annotation, molecular function: protein binding. The transcript has 15 exons. Gene Ontology annotation, biological process: T cell receptor signaling pathway; integrin-mediated signaling pathway; protein localization to plasma membrane.